Messenger RNA from Acomys russatus (golden spiny mouse), 3040 nucleotides. It is a transcript of the gene Esrp2, whose product is annotated as epithelial splicing regulatory protein 2. Gene Ontology annotation, cellular component: ribonucleoprotein complex. Gene Ontology annotation, molecular function: RNA binding. Bases 182 to 2368 code for a protein of 728 amino acids. NCBI's taxonomy places the organism in Eukaryota, Metazoa, Chordata, Mammalia, Rodentia, Muridae. The record is from RefSeq and is a predicted model, not a curated record. The transcript is spliced from 15 exons.
GCCCAGCCCCAAAGGGCACCGCGGGCGGGUCUCUGCAGCUCCCACUGCACUAGCCCCGCCGCAGGUGCCGCCCCCAACACACCGGAUCCCGCCCAAGAUCGUCUGUCUGCCGUCGGUCGGUACGUGCGUGCGCCUCGUCGGUCCGCGUGUGUGUGGCCGAGCGCCCCCUUCCUCUGCGGCCAUGACUCCGCCGCCCCCGCCGCCGCCGCCCCCACCCCCUGGCCCAGAUCCCACGGUAGACUCCGCCACAGACCCCUGCCCCGGACCCCAGUCGCUGGUCGUUUUGUUCGGGGCCACGGCGGGUGCACUGGGGCCGGACCUAGGCUCGGACGAGACCGACUUAAUUCUUCUAGUUUGGCAAGUGGUGGAGCCGCGCAGCCGACAGGUGGGGACGCUGCACAAGUCGCUAGUUCGGGCUGAGGCGGCUGCACUGAGUCCACAGUGCCGCGAGGCCAGCGGACUCAGCGCAGACAGCCUAGCGCGGGCGGAGUCCUUGGACAAGGUGCUGCAGCAGUUCUCACAGCUGGUGAGCGGGGAUGUGGCUCUGCUGGGCGGGGGCCCCUAUGUGUUCUGCACUGAUGGGCAGCAGCUGUUGCGACAGGUUCUGCACCCUGAGGCCUCCAGGAAGAACCUGGUGCUCCCGGAUACCUUCUUCUCCUUCUACGACCUCCGCAGAGAGUUCCAUAUGCAGCACCCAAGCGCUUGCUCUGCUAGAGACCUCACAGUGGGCACCAUGGCACAGGCCUUGGGACUAGAAACAGAUCCUACAGAAGAUGACUUUGGGGUCUGGGAAGUGAAGACUAUGGUAGCUGUUAUCCUACACCUACUUGAAGGGCCCAAUGGUCAGUUGUUUUCGAAGCCAGAGGCGAUAAAGCAGAAAUAUGAGACGGGCCCUUGCGUUGAUCCUGUGCCCUGCUCCCACAGCAGCAAGGCUGAUGUGGUGGACAAUGAGACUGUAGUACGGGCCCGUGGGUUGCCCUGGCAGUCUUCAGACCAGGAUGUGGCUCGAUUCUUCAAAGGGCUCAACAUUGCCAGGGGUGGCGUAGCACUCUGUCUCAAUGCCCAGGGCCGCAGAAAUGGCGAGGCCCUCAUCCGGUUCGUGGACAGCGAGCAGCGGGACCUAGCGCUGCAGAGACACAAGCACCACAUGGGUGUCCGCUAUAUUGAGGUAUAUAAAGCCACAGGGGAGGAGUUUGUAAAGAUCGCAGGGGGCACAUCACUAGAGGUGGCUCGUUUCCUAUCACGGGAAGAUCAAGUGAUCCUGAGGCUACGGGGACUGCCCUUUUCAGCUGGGCCAGCGGAUGUUCUAGGCUUCUUGGGGCCAGAAUGCCCAGUGACUGGGGGCGCUGAUGGGCUGCUCUUUGUGCGCCACCCUGAUGGCAGGCCAACUGGGGAUGCCUUUGCUCUCUUUGCCUGUGAGGAACUGGCGCAGGCUGCUCUGCGCAGGCACAAAGGCAUGCUGGGUAAGCGAUACAUUGAACUCUUCAGGAGCACUGCAGCAGAGGUGCAGCAGGUCCUUAACCGCUAUGCAACCAGCGCACUCCUUCCCACACUGACUGCCCCGCUGCUGCCCAUUCCCUUUCCACUGGCAGGAGGGACUGGGAGAGACUGUGUACGCCUUCGAGGUCUGCCCUAUACUGCCACUAUUGAAGACAUUCUGAGUUUUCUAGGAGAGGCAGCAGCUGACAUUAGGCCUCAUGGUGUGCAUAUGGUGCUCAACCAGCAGGGCCGGCCAUCUGGUGAUGCCUUCAUCCAGAUGAUGUCAGUGGAGCGUGCUCUGGCUGCUGCCCAGCGUUGCCACAAGAAGUUGAUGAAAGAACGCUAUGUGGAAGUAGUCCCUUGCUCCACAGAGGAGAUGAGCCGCGUGCUGAUGGGGGGGUCUCUGAGCCGCAGUGGCAUGUCCCCUCCACCCUGCAAACUGCCCUGCCUCUCACCGCCUACCUAUGCCACCUUCCAGGCCACCCCAGCCCUUAUUCCCACAGAGACGACAGCACUCUAUCACUCUAACGCACUGCUUCCAGCUGCCAGGGUAUCUGCUGCCCCCGCUCCUCUGGCCUACUACCCAGGGCCAGCCACUCAACUCUACAUGAACUACACGGCCUACUACCCCAGCCCCCCAGUCUCUCCCACUACUGUAGGCUAUCUUACUACACCUCCCACUGCCUUGGCCUCUACUCCCACCUCAAUGUUGUCACAGCCAGGAGCCCUGGUCCGCAUGCAGGGGGUCCCAUACACGGCUGGUAUGAAGGAUCUGCUCAGUGUUUUUCAAGCCUACCAGCUGGCUCCUGAUGAUUACACCACUCUGAUGCCUGUCAGUGACACACCUCGAACCGUGUUACAAGCCCCCAAGGAGUGGGUGUGUUUGUAGGAGAAGAAACCAGGAAGUAGACUGAGCUGAUGUCUCCAACUAACAUGCCUUUCCUGAGUCCAGAGCACCCUCAAUUCAGCGGCUCCUUUCUGGCUUGUCAAAGCUCUCAAAGGCACCUGGAAAAGACAAAGCUCGGCACUACUCUCCUUCUUACCAUGUACCGUUGUUUCUCUGCCUGCUUACCCCAAAGAUGAUGGCUACCUUAUAGGCAGGGCUGGGAUGUGAUGGGACUGCUCUGUUCAUGAUGGCGUGACACCCAGAAAGACUUCAACCUAUCCUUGGCCCUCAAGUACUGGAUUUGAAGGGUGCACAGCAGGCCUGUGUUUUCUUUGUAAAAUGUUAAGGCCUGGUACCUUUAAUAUUUAUAACUUAUAGGAGAAUCAAGAGUCUACUUGAGUCUGAAUAGAGACCCCAAUUCUUUACUGUCUCUAUCCUUGCAGGAGGCAGGAAGAGGGUGAGUCAGCAUCCACCUUCAGGAUACCUGGACCUCAGAAACAAAGUGCCAGGGGUGGUCUCACAAUAAGUAUGCUAACCCCGCUCCAACCAGAGAAACCCACCAGCUGGAUAGGAUGGUUCAUGGCUGUAACCCCAGCACUCAAGAGGCAGAGGCAGGAGGACUGCCUCAAGUUCAAAUCCAAUCUAUUCUGCAUAUUUAGCCCCCUACCACAAACA